Molecule: messenger RNA, 1357 nt
Organism: Pyrus x bretschneideri (Chinese white pear)
Lineage: Eukaryota; Viridiplantae; Streptophyta; Magnoliopsida; Rosales; Rosaceae
Product: 14-3-3-like protein A
Exons: 5
Coding region: 197-985 (262 amino acids)
Biological process (GO): signal transduction
Cellular component (GO): cytoplasm
Source: RefSeq, a predicted model, not a curated record
UACCCCUUCCUAGUGGCGACCAUUUUUAUGCCCCCACCCGGAUUCCCAUUUCCUCCAGUUUUGCUUCGAGCUUAGAUCUUCUUCUUCCUCGUGGACCAGAGAAGAUCUGAGUAACCAUAUGAACAGAGAUCGCUGAUUUGAUUUGUCAUUUGUUGGAUUAAUUCCCAGGUUUCAGAUUUAGGCUUACAUAGCAAAGAUGCCGCCAACUGAUUCUUCACGCGAGGAGAAUGUGUACAUGGCCAAGUUGGCCGAACAGGCUGAGAGAUAUGAGGAGAUGGUCGAGUUUAUGGAGAAAGUUGCCAAGACUGUCGAUGUUGAGGAGCUAACAGUGGAGGAAAGAAAUCUCCUCUCUGUGGCUUAUAAGAAUGUGAUUGGAGCUAGGAGAGCUUCGUGGAGGAUCAUAUCUUCCAUUGAGCAGAAGGAGGAGAGCAGAGGGAAUGAGGAUCAUGUUGCGAUUAUCAAGGAGUACAGGAGCAAGAUUGAGACUGAGCUCAGCAAGAUCUGUGAUGGGAUCUUGAACCUUCUUGAGUCUCACCUCAUUCCAUCUGCCUCAUCCGCCGAGUCCAAGGUGUUUUACCUCAAGAUGAAAGGUGAUUACCACAGGUACCUUGCUGAGUUUAAGACUGGAGGCGAAAGAAAGGAAGCAGCUGAGAGCACUUUGUUGGCUUACAAGUCUGCUCAGGAUAUUGCCCUGGCUGAGCUGGCUCCAACCCACCCGAUAAGGCUUGGACUUGCACUUAACUUCUCAGUCUUCUACUAUGAAAUCCUUAACUCACCAGAUCGUGCUUGCAAUCUGGCAAAACAGGCUUUUGAUGAGGCUAUUUCUGAGCUUGACACAUUGGGUGAGGAAUCCUACAAGGAUAGCACUUUGAUCAUGCAGCUUCUCCGAGACAAUCUGACACUCUGGACUUCCGAUAUCACGGAUGAUGCCGGGGACGAAAUCAAGGAAGCAUCAAAGCGCGAAUCCAGUGAAGCACAGCAGUAACGAGGCUUCUGGUUCGUAGAAUUUGUACUAUGUACCCUUUUAUCUUGGGAUCUUUGUAAUAGAUGCCAUGUGGAUUGUAGAAGGAUUUGCCUAUGAACUUGACGGUCUUGAGUGCGUCAGCGCUCAGGGUUGAAAUGUUCCAGCCUAGGGUUGGAAUGUUCCAACAGAUCGCAAAAUUGCGUUUUAUAAUUGGUGAGAAGAAUUUGGUUCAGUGCUUUCAGUGCUGUGCUAAAUGAUUUAGUGUUAAAAAUUAGUGUAUUUUUUUUCACUGUUUCUUCAGAUUUCCAAUGGCUUGUGUUGUUUUUUUACCAGAUUUAACAUUGUGGAGCUUGUAUUCUUUAUGCAUCUCUCAACUAGAUUGUUUUUCGGGUA